CAGAAACUUCCUGUGGAGGAGACAGUGCUGGGGCUCCUGCAGAGAGCCUGCCUGUUAUUGUUUACCGUCACAAUAAUGUAAAGUAGGUCAUGUAAAAAAGGGAAAGUCAGCUAGCCACUCAUUCAGUCGUAAUAAAACAACUAUCUGGCAAUAAGUGGCUUCACCGAACUACGUCUCUUCGCUGCUGUCAGUGACUUUCCGCCAACAACAGGCAGCAGCUGGACUGAUGCUGUUCUCUCAGCAUCUGGACAGAUCCUGAAGUGUCUCAGUUGCUGCCAUGUCCAGGAGGAGCAGGAACAGUCGUGCAUGGCGAUAUGUUUGGGGUGGGAUAAGACGAGACGCUGAUGCCCGGUCACUUGAAGAAUGGAGCUAUGACCGCCUAGAGUACAGUGAUUCCGACUCUGAGGCAGACUUCUCAGCAGUGAUGGUGCCUCCAGUCCCCAGCGCAGUGCCUGUCACCGGAGAGUCCUACUGUGGCUGUGACUCCCAGGCUGAGACCAACUACAACACUCGUCUGCGAGGCUUUCACCAGGUUAAAGACUGCCACUGUGGAGAAGAGGACCAGGAGUUCGACUGGUUCUGGGAUGCCAACAGCAGAUCUACAGCAACAUUGCUGAGCUGCGACAAUCGCAAAGUGAACUUCCACUCUGAGUACAGCUGUGGCACGGCAGCCAUCCGUGGCUCCAAAGAGCUGGCAGAGGGGCAGCACUUCUGGGAGAUCAAAAUGACGUCCCCAGUGUAUGGAACAGAUAUGAUGGUUGGUAUCGGUACCUCUGAUGUCAAUCUAGACAAAUACAGACACACGUUCUGCAGCCUGCUGGGAAAAGACACAGACAGCUGGGGUCUUUCUUACACAGGCUUGUUGCAUCACAAAGGAGACAAGACCAACUUCUCCUCCCGGUUCGGACAGGGGUCAAUCAUUGGAGUCCAUCUGGACACGUGGCACGGCACACUCACUUUCUUCAAAAACCGCAAGUGUAUAGGUGUGGCUGCCACGGAGCUACAUAACAAGAGGUUUUAUCCGAUGGCGUGCUCCACGGCAGCGAAGAGCAGCAUGAAGGUGAUCAGAUCGUGCUCCGCCCCGACCUCCCUGCUCUACCUCUGCUGCGCCCGCCUGCGCCAGCUGCUUCCGGACUGCAUCGACACCCUGGACGUGUUGCCUCUGCCGCCGGGGCUCCGUCAGUUACUCCACAACAAACUGGGUUGGGUGCUCAGUCUCAAUAACCGCACCACAGAAGAAACCCCAGAUGGGCCUGAGCCCCCGUUGCCUGACCCCCCGCUGCCCGGACCGUUGUCCUCUGAGAGUGACUCGGAGGAAGGCUGUAUGUCCGACCUGGAAGCCUGUCAGAGGAAGAGAUGUCGCUGGACAUGAUGGACGGCUUGACUCCUACCUGUUCUCAAACACUGGCUGAGUGUUUCCUGCCUGCCGCAAGCUUUCCUCAACAUCUGAAGGAAGGAUCGAAGCGGUACGUUGCUGUAAAACUGUGACGGCGGUAUCUCUGCUCACACAACCUUACUGUGAUCUUCUCUCACGCCGGUUCAGAUGUCUCCAUGCUCGUUUUUAUCCAAACCAGCUUCAGUAAUACGUGAAAAGGUGUGGUGUUAUUUUGUUAGCUAGCAUACAUUGUUGCCAUUCGUGUAUAGGGAGUGAAGGAACAGACUGUACAGUGUAAAACUGAAGUCAAGCAUGGCAACAUUCUGCUGGUCAUCAUGGUAUACUUGCAAAAGCAGAUACUGUAUAUUUUCAACAUGUAUGCAAUUUAUGAAUUAUGUUCUCAAUGCAUUAUCAAAGUCAUCUGUGAAUGAAGAGACACGCUUUAGGUCAUGGAGGAUUUUUAUUUCUUACCCUCAUGUUACAGCUCUAAAGGUCAAACUGUCCAAAAUGUUUGACAGAUCAAAAGCUUAAGAAAUGUUUAAUGUAGGUUCAAGAACCUGAAUGUAUUUUAUAGCUUUUAGUGCUGCAAAAAAGAGGCAGCAAUCAUCUCCAAUCAACCCAUACACACAUGAUUCCUCUGUAUAAUUAUUUAGUUUGUUCUUUCCUUGAGAAAAAUGUUACAAUUCAAAUAUUUGUUACACUUUCAGCAACGUCCGCCCGUCACCAGUUUUUAUAAUUCUCCGGUUGUACUCUCAUGCUACUUAUGUAUUUCGUCUUUUCUAAAAGGUAUUAGCUGUAUACAUUAUAAGUUGAAUCUGAUCAUGAAGAUUACGCACAUUUAACGUUGGCUGUUUCUCCUUCUAGUUUUUUUAGACCUUUCUUAAAAAUUCAGUUUCUUUCAUUGAAAAAAAUCUGUGAUUGUAAGCUGUUUUAGUUUUCUUUUGUACUGACCUGUUUAUUGCAAGUGAGUUCUUUUGGCCUUGUCCCUUCACGUCCUUUACCAACUCUUCUUGACUCUAAUUAAUUACUCUAAAUCCUUUUAGUAUGAAACACUCAGCCCCUGUUGGCAUAAAAUGUGGCUGAAAAAGUCCCUUGUUUCCCCAAAUAUGGUCAACACAAAGUAAAUUCUAAUGAUAUAUGAGUCUAUAACAACAGAAAACUUCCCACAAUGCUCCUGCAGCAUUAUAUACAUGUCUUAGCUCUGUGUGUGUGUCUACUUAUGGUAUGUAUUUUUGAUUAUAGCUCAAGAACAGUGUCUUGUGACAAUCACAAUUCCAACUAGGGCUGGGAUUUGGACAUAUUUUGUCACAGUUACUAUCAUCUUUUAGAACUUAUUGGUCACAUGAAGGAGCAGUAGAGGUGUUCAUUAUGCUGAAAGAGUGGUUUUCAGCCAAUUAGAACAUUUUACAGCCUGUGUUGCUAGAUCAUGAAUAGCUAAGUAGGGGAUUAUUACCCCUGAGUCAGAUAUGUAAAUAAUCAUUUUAGCUUUUGUGGACUAUUGGACAUAAGUAUUUAAAUAAUAUUUGGCCGAGGCUUUGAAGCUACAGUCUGCCAAAUACUGCCUCAGUCACCUGUCUUUGAUCAGUCCUCUGAGGUUUUGGUUUGAGUAAACGUACACUAAGAAUUAAGGUACUAUGCAAUACCAGCAUCUUAUGGAUAAUGGAUUUCAGAAGGAAUUUGUGUUUUAAGAUGUUAUGAUGGAGGCUCUGACACAACAACAGCAGUGAAGGUACCAGAGGACCACGAUCAUUAGUCACGAGUAGUGUGACACGAAGCAAUUAAGUCUGUCUGAUUUAUCAGAUGUAACUCUAUAGAUCUAGAAGUGUAAUCACAAAGAGGUUAGUUGUAAUCAAAAAGAUGUCCAUUGUUUUAUUUCACUGUAUUUGUCUUUACAUUGAUGCAUCCAAGCACUUUUUCUUACUGUUGUACUGUAAAUAGUCAAAUUCUAAGUGUGUCUUCUAUACCAUGUCAUAUUAAUUAUACUAUAUGUGAAGGCCUUUACUUUCCUUUUUCUGUAUAACUUAUCAGCAUGAUUUUCAGCUGAAAAUAAAAUGAAUGGUAAAUAUGCACAAAGAACUGGAUGUUUUUAUUAUUAAGAACAUUUUUGUUUCAAGAUGUCAAAUUAUUAUGAUCAACUAAAAGACGUUGUAUUUACUUUUCAUUUUACAUACAAUAUUGCUGUAUCUCGAGUGUAUUAGAAGAAGGUAAGAAAAAUGACCUGAAAUUGGGGCGAUUUUGUUUCAUAAAAUUACAAUUUGCUCAUUGAUAUUCAGAUUAGAAAUACAAAUAACAUUCUUUGAUGUAUCGUGUUGUCAAAAUAAAAAAUCAUUUGGUUCACAUUCA
Molecule: messenger RNA, 3718 nt
Organism: Eleginops maclovinus (Patagonian blennie)
Lineage: Eukaryota; Metazoa; Chordata; Actinopteri; Perciformes; Eleginopidae
Gene: spsb3a
Product: splA/ryanodine receptor domain and SOCS box containing 3a
Exons: 7
Coding region: 278-1372 (364 amino acids)
Biological process (GO): proteasome-mediated ubiquitin-dependent protein catabolic process
Cellular component (GO): SCF ubiquitin ligase complex
Molecular function (GO): protein binding
Source: RefSeq, a predicted model, not a curated record